UUUCAAUUAGUUGGCGUCUGCACUCUCGUGGCCACUAGCGACCGUUCUGUAGAAAAAAUUCUAAUGGUUUCCGUAGACGACGUCAUGAAUAACAAAUUCGAAGCGUUGAAAAAUGAUGAUAGCGAAGACGACGACGGAGGUUUGAAAGAACAAAAAGAAUUCAAAGCACUGAUAACAGAAGCCGACCCAAAAGAACAUAAACUGCAGUUUACGUAUGGUCUUUGGUUUUCACGACGUUCUCCUGGAAAACAAGGCAACAUACAAUCGUACGAUCAGACAUUAAAACUUGUUGGGGUUUUCAAUACAGUAAGCAGUUUUAAAUUAGUAAUUUGUUAAAACAUUUUUAUUAUUAACAAUUCUUUCGAGCAGUAAGAACAUCUUAACAACUAACAUUUUCAGUCUUAUUAAGAAAUCAUCUUCGGAUUUACAAAUAUUCCAUUAAACAAUGUAAUUCAAGUGUUUGGUUUUGGGAAUAUCAAAUUGUAACAAAAAUGAAAUACGAUAAAACAACAUAAAUAAAUACAAUAAAAACAUAAAAUAAAUAAAUGUCUCCCUGAACUCAAGGAUAGAGAGAAAUGUACCAUUCUCUCUGUUUGUAAGAUAGUUAAUGGAUGGCCACAAUGUACUGAUUUAUAUAUUUCCAGGGAUUCUGUGUGUAAAAUGUGAUGUUUGUUCCUGACAUUUAAAAUGUAUGGCAUUCCCAAAACCUAUAUUCUAUU
This is a messenger RNA of Centruroides sculpturatus (bark scorpion), 719 nucleotides long. RefSeq names its product eukaryotic translation initiation factor 4E type 2-like. NCBI's taxonomy places the organism in Eukaryota, Metazoa, Arthropoda, Arachnida, Scorpiones, Buthidae. The record is from RefSeq and is a predicted model, not a curated record. Bases 64 to 336 code for a protein of 90 amino acids. The transcript is spliced from 3 exons.